AUGGCGCCGUCCGCGACCACACAUUCGACCCAGGUCACCGCUUCACACCAGGAUCAGCAUCCCAUGAGCAACCUUGUCAACCCUCUCGCGGGCAAGGUCGCCCUCAUUACUGGUGCUGGGCGCGGCAUCGGUAGGGGCAUCGCGCUGGAAUUGGGCAAGCGCGGUGCUUCCAUUGUUGUCAACUAUGGGCGCAGCUCCAAGAGCGCCGAGGAGGUAGUCGCCGAGCUGGCCAAGCUUGGGUCAAAGUCAAUCGCCAUGCAGGCCGACAUUUCCCGGCCUGAAGAGGUGGCCGUGCUCUUCGAAAAGGCCAUGGCGCACUUUGGCCACAUUGACUACAUCAUCUCCAACUCGGGCAUGGAGGUCUGGUGUGAGGAGACCGAGGUCACCCCUGAGCUCUUCAACAAGGUCUUCGACCUCAACUGCCGCGGCCAGUUCUUUGUUGCCCAGCAGGGCCUCAAGUACGGCAGCGAGGGCGGUCGGAUUGUCCUGACGUCGUCUAUUGCGGCCCAGAUGGCAGGUAUCCCCAACCACGCCCUCUACGCCGGAUCAAAGGCUGCGGUCGAGGGCUUCACCCGCGCCUUUGCCGUCGACUGCGGCCGCAAGAGGAUGACGUGCAACGCCAUCGCCCCGGGCGGCAUUCAGACCGACAUGUUUGACGAGAACAGCUGGCAUUACGUACCGGGCGGCUACAAGGGCAUGCCGAUUGACACCAUCAAGAACGGCCUGCGCAAAAUGUGCCCGCUCGACAGAGUCGGCGAGCCUGCCGACAUUGGCAAGGCGGUGUACUGCCUUCUCAGCGACGAAGGCGAAUGGAUAAACGGCCAGGUCAUUCGUUGCUCGGGAGGUGGCGUCUGA
Molecule: messenger RNA, 855 nt
Organism: Microdochium trichocladiopsis
Lineage: Eukaryota; Fungi; Ascomycota; Sordariomycetes; Xylariales; Microdochiaceae
Product: versicolorin reductase
Exons: 2
Coding region: 1-855 (284 amino acids)
Molecular function (GO): oxidoreductase activity
Source: RefSeq, a predicted model, not a curated record